AUGGCGAAAUGGUUCAUUGUGUCUUGUCUUUUAUUAUGUGCAAUUUCCUAUUCAUCUUAUUACCUAUUCACAUCGAACUCAUGGAUCAAAACUGUCAAAACGCAUACAUACAAAAGAUUUUAUGAAUUGAUUCGGGAAAAUGCAAAAUCGAAAUUGGAUAAACUGCAAGAAGAAGCGAUAUUGGCUGGAAAACCAUUUAUUCCGCCGUUCGUUAAUUUUGAUCGGGAGUACGCAAUUGCUCCAAAAUACAAUCUCUCAAUUUGUCGAAUAAAAAAGUCUAUGUCCACAUUGAUGUCAGGUGUGGCUUGUGUUCUUUACGAUACUGGGAAGUUUAUGAGGAAUAAUCGAAGUAUUUUGGAAGUUUGGAGCCAAAGAUUUUGUGCCGAUAAAAAUGAGUAUCGCCGCUUGAGUGAAGUGAAAUGGAGAAUGGGUGAUGCCCAUCACACCUAUACGAAAAUCGCAGUAAUUCGAGAUCCAAUUGCCAGAUUCAUUUCAUUUUUCUCGAAUAAGUGUAUUUUCGAAGCUCAAAAGUAUCCAGAUCGAAAGCAGUGCUAUAACUGUCAAGGGAACGUUACAUGCUACUUGGAGAAACAGUACAUGAGAUUUGCGCAGCACUCAAAUAACACGUUCUCAAAACUGAGACCGUCUUAUGAGGAUAAACACGCGGCGCCGUUGUCAUGGAACUGCGAAUUCCACAAACAUCUCAACGAGUAUAAAAUCGUGAAGCUCGUCGUAGAUCCCAAGAAUCGAAAGAGUGGAAUGGACAAUUUGAUGAGCGUUUUAAAAGAGAGUCAUGUUCCGAAUGCUACGCUAGAAUACAUUGAAAAAUCAGCGUUGGAAGGAGACACAGGGCAUGCGACGUAUGAUUCAGAUGCACAUGACGUCGUUCAAAGACAGAUUAAAAGCGAUCCGAAGAUUCGAGAGUGGCUGAGAAGAAUUUAUUAUUUGGAUUUUGUGAUUUUUGGUUUUGAUAUGAGUCUCAUUGAUAGUUGA
Messenger RNA from Caenorhabditis briggsae, 993 nucleotides. Gene Ontology annotation, cellular component: membrane. Lineage: Eukaryota; Metazoa; Nematoda; Chromadorea; Rhabditida; Rhabditidae. Gene Ontology annotation, biological process: positive regulation of response to oxidative stress. The transcript is spliced from 5 exons. Bases 1 to 993 code for a protein of 330 amino acids. Gene Ontology annotation, molecular function: chondroitin 4-sulfotransferase activity. The record is from RefSeq and is a predicted model, not a curated record.